Molecule: messenger RNA, 240 nt
Organism: Linum tenue
Lineage: Eukaryota; Viridiplantae; Streptophyta; Magnoliopsida; Malpighiales; Linaceae
Source: the annotation of a GenBank genome assembly
GAUACUUGGAUCCCAGGAGAGACGCUGGAUGACUUGUUCCCGCAGGCUGCUGCUGCUUCCAAUCCGAACUCCAGUCUUGCAGACUCUAUUCACAGGUUAGUUCUAUGUAUAAAUUGCAGGUUGAUAAUAUGUUCAAUGGUGUGGAAGAUUUUCCUGCUCAGUCUGUGUGGAGGAAGAUUAUUCCCACAAAGAUUUGUGCAUUCCUGUGGCUCGUGUGGCACAAGAGGAUUUUGACAAUGG